This is a messenger RNA of Daphnia carinata, 1000 nucleotides long. Its product is annotated as tubulin polyglutamylase complex subunit 2-like. The record is from RefSeq and is a predicted model, not a curated record. Gene Ontology annotation, biological process: protein polyglutamylation. The coding region runs from base 244 to 948 and encodes 234 amino acids. The transcript is spliced from 5 exons. NCBI's taxonomy places the organism in Eukaryota, Metazoa, Arthropoda, Branchiopoda, Diplostraca, Daphniidae.
UCACGAUUUCCGUUGAACUUUCUUUUUAUCUAACCCCUUCCGUUGUUGAAAUUAGUAAGAGAAAACAAAUUAUCGAGUCGUGUCGGUCUCUAACCAGAUCAGUUUAUAUGAGUGUGUUCCGUUGAAGCAAGGAGCGGGGGAAAAAAAUACAACUGUGAAUUUGUCAAUUCAUUGUAGGCUACGCAUUUGUUUCACACUAGGUUACCAUGGACACCUGAAACUGUUGAUACCUCUGUUAGUGGGAUGGCUUAUCCGGUUGCAAAUUUCAACGAUCAGUUACGAAGUGAUUUUUAUCGCUAUUUGACAUUGGACUUGAGUACACAUUUGCAGUCAAUACAAGGGAUAGUCGAUUUGAAAUUGGACGAGAAAUAUGGCUGCGAGACACUCGCUUUGCUACAUUGGGAGCAGUUACAUUCCAUUUUAUUGCCCGACGAGGUUAAAAAUUUUUACUUAGCUUCCAACGGAUUUGAAUUUACUUGGAAAUUUCGCAUAGCUGAUCACAAUUAUCCUGUAGGAAAAAUGCACAUCAACGUACUGACGGAGUUGUGCCCGGUCAAUGAGCCUUUUAAAAGCCCUGAUAAAUAUGAUGGAAUUACGCGUUUGUUUGUAAUUGAUACCAAUUUUUCUCAAGGAAGUGUCGUUCUGCUGAUAACGAAAGGCACGAUGAACAGCUCAGUUCAUUACCUGAGUAGUCAAGGGCAAUUGCACCAAAUAGCAGAUAGUCUAACUGCGUAUCUCCGUCUUAUGUUACUCUACAUGGGUUUGCCUGACUGGCCUCUUGUCCACCUGAAAAUGGAACUGUCAUACUGGAACAAACAAUUAUAUGCAUACUUCGCACCAUACCUUUCCCAUCCCAACUGGAAAUCAGAGGAAACGGAAAAUCAGACCGCUUAUCCAGUCAACGUGCUCGAUAAGAGCAUUUUUAAAGCAAAUAAAACACCAAGGUAAUUAUUUGUAAACGUGGACGAAGGACGUAGCAAUAAACUGGAUAUCGCCAUAA